Molecule: messenger RNA, 2738 nt
Organism: Eufriesea mexicana
Lineage: Eukaryota; Metazoa; Arthropoda; Insecta; Hymenoptera; Apidae
Gene: Fatp3
Product: Fatty acid transport protein 3
Exons: 13
Coding region: 235-2079 (614 amino acids)
Biological process (GO): long-chain fatty acid import into cell; long-chain fatty acid metabolic process
Cellular component (GO): plasma membrane; endoplasmic reticulum membrane
Molecular function (GO): long-chain fatty acid-CoA ligase activity; long-chain fatty acid transmembrane transporter activity
Source: RefSeq, a predicted model, not a curated record
CGAGUGUACACACAUCGGCGGACACAGCCGCUCCGUAUACCCGAUCGGACAGCAACCGUUUAGUCGUCGUUCGAUCGCGGUAUCGGGCACCUGCACGCGUCGAGUGUACUCGUCGAUUGACACGAGCCUGAUUUACCUCGCGUUUUCUUACGUUCUCCGCGUUUUCCAACGCGAUCCAUCGCGAUCGACGCGGGCCGACCGAUCCAAGGCGCGUUCCUCACGCUGUGAGCAGUCAUGGGAGUGCACGAGGUGGCGAUCGCGGCCUUGUCCGUUUUUAUCGGCGCCUACCUGCUCACGGGCAAUCGACGCCGCUUCAUUUACUUGCUCUGCAAGACUUUGCCGCGGGACGUGCUGGGCGCAUACAGGUUCGUUCGAGUGAACGUGCUGCUAUGGUGGUGGGAGUGGCGAAAAUUCACCGUGGCGAAGCUGUUCACGAGGCACGCCAUUGCUAAUCCCGACAAAAUUGCUUUUAUCUUCGAGGACAAGGAGUGGUCUUAUCGGGAGCUGGAGGAGUACAGCAAUAGACUGGGACGUUAUUUCGGUGGAAAAUCCUUGUCUCGGGAGGACAGCGUUGGCCUGAUAUUGGAAAGUCGACCCGAAUACGUAGGGAUCUGGCUGGGUCUCAGCAAAGCGGGUUUAGUUGGUGCGCUUCUGAACACGAACCUUCGACAGGAUGUGCUCGUGCACAGUAUCAAAGCUGCUAAUUGCAAGGCUGUUAUAUUCGGAUCGAAUUUUAAAGAGGCGAUUAGCGAAAUCAGGGAGAAAAUCCCGAAUGUGGGUUUGUAUCAGUGGUCCGAACUGCCCGACACUCAGCGCCUGGAAGGAGCGAUCGAUCUCAACUCGGAGAUCAACUGCAUUCCCAGAGACAAGCUGAUUUACAUCUACACAUCCGGCACCACCGGGAUGCCGAAGGCUGCAGUGAUCACGAAUUUAAGGUACAUGCUGAUGUCGUGUGGCGUGAACUCCAUGCUGAACCUUCGUCCAACCGAUCGCAUUUACAAUUCUUUGCCACUCUAUCACACGGCUGGGGGACUAAUUGGAGUAGGUCAAGCAUUGCUGCGAGGAAUCACGGUCGUGCUUCGCAGACGUUUCAGCGCCUCCAAGUUCUGGCCGGAUUGCGUCCAUUACGAAUGCACUGUAGCCCAGUACAUCGGCGAGAUCUGCCGAUAUUUGCUCACCGCCCCACCAGCUCCUUGCGACACCACGCACAAAGUGCGACUCAUGUUUGGCAACGGCCUGAGACCCCAAAUCUGGAAGCCCUUCGUCGAGAGGUUCGGCGUGAAGCAAAUCGGCGAAUUUUACGGCGCCACUGAGGGAAACUCGAAUCUUGUGAACAUCGAUAACAAGAUCGGAGCAGUGGGCUUUGUACCACUCUGCGCCGGUUCCUUGUACCCUGUGGCUUUAUUGAGAGUCGACGAGGAGACUGGGGAACCGAUGAGAGGAUCGGACGGCCUAUGCAUUCGCUGCAAACCUGGAGAGUCGGGUAUUUUCGUGGGCAAGAUUAACCCGAAGAGGGUACUGAACGAUUUCUGUGGAUACGCUGACAGGAAAGCGUCCGAGCAAAAGAUUCUUCGGGACGUAUUCAAAAAGGGCGAUCGAGUUUUCAAUUCCGGUGAUAUUUUGCUCAUGGACGAACUCGGGUACUUCUACUUCAAGGAUAGAACCGGUGACACGUUCAGGUGGCACGGUGAAAAUGUCGCCACUUCCGAGGUGGAGGCUGUGAUCAGCAAUGUGAUAGGUUUGAAGGACGCAGCUGUGUACGGAGUCGAGGUGCCUGGAGCCGAAGGGAAAGCCGGAAUGGCGGCCAUUUACGAUCCAGAGAACACUCUGAAUAUCAAAGAAAUGGCGGAAGGCUUGAAGAAGUCUCUGCCAUCGUACGCCAGACCUCUUUUCGUUCGAGUUUUAUCGGAACUACCGAUGACCGGAACGUUCAAGUUGAAGAAAAAGAAUCUUCAACAGGACGGAUUCGAUAUUAAAAAGAUCACGGACCCGAUUUAUUUCCUCGAUAACUCUGGCGUCUACGUGAAGCUGACAGAGCAGAUUUACGAUAAUAUUCACGAGGGGAAGGUUCGACUGUGAGCUGUACCCUUUAGAGAACAAAAAUGAAAGUAUAAAGAAUCUCGAUUUUGUAUAAUUUCUAUUUAUUGAUGAGAGAAAGAGUCUACUAGACAGAUUUAUCUUUUGUCUACACGAGUAUACGUAAGUUUCGCGAACGUCUCGUCGUGAAGUUAGCUAGAAGAGAUGCUACAUUUAUACGUAUUUUUACACCUAUUUUAUUCUACGAGCCUCGUCAUGGCCACUCAGUGAUUCGAGAUAGUAAAACUGUAAGAAAUAGCCUUAGUACGUAUAUUUAAAAGAAAAAAGAAAAAAAGGAAAAAAAAAGAACGUUCGUGGGAGUUCACGUGCCGAAAAUUACGAAUUGUUAAUUUUUAUUCGCAUAGGCGUAUUUUAUCUGUUAUAUAGGAUUCCUAGAGAGUAAGACUUUUAAGUUAUUUCAUAAGGAACCGGUGAAGGUAUCGAGCAUGAAGCUACUAUGACUCUGUAAAGUAACGCGUGUAAAAUGAAACGCCGUGUCAUAGUUUAAUAAAUUGUCCCCUUGUUGAGAAAAACCAAUUCGAGUUGGACUUUGUCCCCUGGAGGUGCCUUACUUUACGCCCACCCGGAGUAUUGUCUCUAAUAGAAGCAGAAAUCGUUGGUGCGCAGUCUCGGCUGGAGUACAGUGACCCUCAUGGUUAUCA